UCUGCUCCAGGCAGCGGUGGGAUCGGUCGGAUUUUUAAAUUAGUGAAGCCCUCGCGUGCCCCUCUCGGACUCUGUUCGAUUGAUCUCUAUCAAGUUUAGAUUUUGGGAUUUGAGCUUGGAAACGUUAGAAGAUCGAGAUUGAAAGCAGUUGUGCUAGUAGUGGCAAGUCGUGGAACUGAUUCGAACGCGUAAGUACGCGCCGCGCCGGAUACCUAGAACGCGCGAAGCAAAUUGCGCAGGCACGUGUGUCGCAGAAUUUUGAAUGCAGCUGUUGGUCGUUCGCGGUGUGGUGGACGCAACGAGAAGGUGCAACAACAAAAAUAGUGUGACAAGUGCCAAAUUUUCCAACUAACGAGUUAAGACGGUUUGUCGCUGCGUUGAUGCAUGAUUUAUAUUAUGUCAGUCGAGAGAGGGUGGAAAAGUGAAUAGAAGUGUGAGAGAGCUGAUUUCUGGUGGAACUGCGGAAACUGAGAAGUGAAAGAUUUUCUUUGGUUGGCGGAAAAGCCACACAACAUCGGAUAGGAGUGUUGACGCAAGAUGGAGAACGGUGCCUACAUUGGUGAUGAAACCGGGCAGACCCGUAUCGAGGGAAUCACCGUGACCAACGGUGACAUUAUUUACCAGAAUGGAGCUGUUAAUGGAUUUUCGAGCCACAUUGCCAUCAACACCGCCAACAACAAUAACAACAAUCCGGACGACCCACCCCCUACAGUACGCGAGAAAUGGGGCAAAAACAUAGAGUUCCUGCUGUCUUGCGUGGCCUUAUCGGUGGGCUUCGGCAACGUGUGGCGCUUCCCCUACACAGCGUUCAACAACGGUGGCGGCGCCUUCGUUAUUCCGUACCUGAUUGUGCUGUUCAUCAUCGGUCGACCGAUUUACUAUUUGGAGAUGGUUUUAGGUCAGUUCUCGAACCGCGGCUGUGUCAAAGUGUACGACAUGGCCCCUCUAAUGAGAGGCAUCGGCGUGGGUCAAACGGUGGCCAUCUUUACCGUCAUUACGUACUAUGCUGCCGUGUUGGCCAUCACCUUCCGGUACCUGGUGGUAUCGUUCAGUGCCGAACUGCCAUGGAGCACGUGUGACCCCUCGUGGGUGGAUUGCGUCAAUUCCAGCUUCAUCGGAACGAUUCCCAUGGGAAACGGGACGAAAAUUCAGUCAUCUGCCGAGCUGUACUUCCAGAAAACCGUUCUACACAAGGCAGAAUCGCUUGACAAUGGAAUCGGCAUGCCAGAUUGGAGGCUUGUUCUAUGUUUAGUGGUAGCGUGGAUAUGCAUCACAGCGAUUCUGAUUCGAGGAAUCAAAAGCUCGGGGAAAUUCUCCUAUUUUCUCGCUAUUUUCCCAUACAUCAUUAUCUUCAUCCUGCUGGCGCGGUCCCUAACGUUACCCGGUGCAUGGACCGGUAUUUUGUACUUCUUCAAGCCACAGUGGGAUAAACUGCUGACGAUCGAAGUCUGGUACGAAGCGGUGACGCAGUGCUUCUUCUCGCUGACUAUUUGCUUCGGCGGGCUGAUUGUGUAUUCAUCAUUUAACAAUUUCCAGAACAACAUCUACCGACAUGCCGUAAUCAUCACUUGGCUCGACACCUUCACUUCGAUGAUUGCCGGAUGCAUCGUGUUCGGAGUCAUCGGUCACCUGGCACACGUCACCAACCAAGACGACAUCCGAAAAGUGGUCAAAAGUGGGCCAGGUCUAACGUUCGAAACCUACCCGGAUGCGAUUGCCAAAUUUGAUUUCAUCCCGCAACUGUUCUCGGUUUUGUUCUUCUUUAUGCUGUUCUUGUUGGGCAUCGGAACGCUACUGGGGAUAGUGACAUCAGUUAUCACGGCUAUUCACGACCAGAAUCCACACUGGAAGCGGUGGAAAGUGGUUCUUGUGGUGGCCGUUUCGGGAUUCUGCAUCGGAUUGGUGUAUCUGACUCCCGGUGGUCUGUACAUUCUGGAUUUGAUGGACUAUUAUGGGGCCACUUUCGUCACGCUGACCCUGGCCGUAUUCGAGCUAUUAACUUUCGCUUGGAUCUAUGGCGUGGAUCGAGUUUGCAAGGAUAUCGAAUUCAUGCUUGGCAUCAAAACCGGAAUGUUCUGGAGGAUAUGUUGGGGGAUAGUCACUCCCAUCGUGGUGUUAGUCAUCCUGCUAUUCAGUAUUAUUCACUACGUACCAAAGGAACUGCCAUCCGGAUAUAAUGCAUUUGGAUGGUGUCUGUACACGGUGGCCGUGCUGCAGCUCCCUGCCUGGGGACUAUAUGCGUGGUACAAACAUCCGGGAAGUGAUCCAAUCAGCAGGCUACGGGCAGUGCUGAAUCCGAUGAGCGAUUGGGGACCGGAAGAUGCAACCACACGUGCCAAGUAUCACAGUUUCAUCGGCGAGCACGAGGCAACGCUUUCCAUGAAGGAAACAUGCACCGGGAGCUACGUUCAACGAAAGCUAUUCGGGUAGAAACCAAUACACACGCUCCAUUCACCAUCCCCCUACAGUUAGUUUCAUUUUACAUUUGAUUUCGCUUAUUAUAAUCUCAGAUGAUGAACGCCGUCAUCGCCUAGACUGUGGUACCUAUUUGAUAUUUAAAUUAUAUUUGACGUACGAGCGGAAAUUAAGUCAUGUAUGGAAAGUGUGGCGAGAGAGAGAAUUUGUUCAAAAUAAAUAUAAGUGGCAAUUUGCGGAUCCCACCGCAAGCAAUAAAACUCA
This is a messenger RNA of Aedes albopictus (Asian tiger mosquito), 2679 nucleotides long. RefSeq names its product sodium-dependent nutrient amino acid transporter 1. Gene Ontology annotation, cellular component: plasma membrane. The record is from RefSeq and is a predicted model, not a curated record. The transcript has 5 exons. NCBI's taxonomy places the organism in Eukaryota, Metazoa, Arthropoda, Insecta, Diptera, Culicidae. Gene Ontology annotation, biological process: sodium ion transmembrane transport. Bases 538 to 2430 code for a protein of 630 amino acids. Gene Ontology annotation, molecular function: L-amino acid transmembrane transporter activity.